Rhipicephalus sanguineus (brown dog tick) is the source of this 3933-nucleotide messenger RNA. RefSeq names its product intraflagellar transport protein 122 homolog (gene Oseg1). The record is from RefSeq and is a predicted model, not a curated record. Gene Ontology annotation, biological process: intraciliary retrograde transport; non-motile cilium assembly; protein localization to cilium. Lineage: Eukaryota; Metazoa; Arthropoda; Arachnida; Ixodida; Ixodidae. Gene Ontology annotation, cellular component: intraciliary transport particle A; non-motile cilium. Gene Ontology annotation, molecular function: protein binding.
AUGCGGGCUGUCGCACUUUGGGUGGACAAAGUACACGACCGCGAAAACAACGAGCAAUGUAUUUACGACCUGGUCUUCAAGCCAGACGGCAGCCAGCUCAUAGUCGCAGCCGGCACGCGAGUCCUGGUGUAUGACACGUCGGACGGCGCACUCGUUCAGCCACUGAAAGGCCACAAGGAUGCCGUGUACUGCGUCUCCUACGCCAGAGACGGCAAACGUUUCGCAUCGGGAGGUGCCGACAAGCAGGUCAUCAUCUGGACGGCGAGCUUGGAGGGCAUUCUCAAGUAUUCACACCAUGAUUCCAUUCAGUGCCUCACUUAUAACCCACUCACCCACACUCUUGUCAGCUGUUCUUGCUCAGACUUUGGGCUGUGGUCUUCGGAACAAAAGUCUGUCUCCAAGCACCGCACCAGCGGGAGAGUUACCAGCGCGGGCUGGAACCCCGACGGUCAGUUCUUGGCACUCGGACUCGCUACUGGCACCGUCAGCAUUCGUGGCAGAUCUGGUGAAGAAGUCGUACGCAUUGACAGACCCGGUGGACCGAAGGCGGCCGUGUGGGGAGUCUGCUGGAACCCUGUGAAGGAAGAAGGCGUCGGAGACGUCCUUGCCGUAGCCGACUGGGCACAGACUCUCAGCUUCUACAAUGUGGCGGGUCAGCAGACCGGCCGCGAGCGAGCAUUGGGCUUCGACCCAACAUUCAUCAGCUACUUCCCCGGCGGCGAGUACCUUGUGGUUGGCGGCUCGUGCCGCGAGGCACGCGUCUACACUCGAGACGGCAUCUGCGUCGGGCCGGUCUCCCAGCAAGCCUCGUGGGUGUGGUGCUGUCAGGCACGCCCAGAUGCCAGCCACUUGGCCCUGGGCUGUCAGGAUGGCACGAUUGCCUAUUUUGAGCUGGGCUUCUCCACAGUGCACAGCUUGUACCGCGAACGGUACGCAUACAGAGACAACAUGACGGACGUCAUCAUCCAGCACCUCGUGACCGAUGAGAAAGUGCGAAUCAAGUGCCGUGACCUGGUCAAGAAACUGGCGAUCUACAAACACCGCCUUGCUGUCCAGCUGCCCGAACGAAUCAUGGUGUAUGAGCUGAGUAGUGAGUCGUCUGAGCCUAACGACAUGCACUACAGGCUGCGAGACAAGAUUGUCCGCAAGGUGGAGUGCACUCUGCUGGUUGUCUGCUCCGAACACCUCGUUCUUUGCCAGGAACGGCGGCUGCAGUGCCUGCGCCUUCGUGGCGGUGCUUGCGAACGGGAGUGGGUCCUGUCGUCGGCGAUCCGCUACAUCCGGGCCCUCGGUGGUCCUGUUGGCCGCGAGGGCCUCCUGGUUGGCCUGCGGGACGGGCAGGUGCUGCAGCUGCUGUUGGACAACCCUUUCCCACUUUUUCUCAUCAAGGUGACCAGUCCCGUGCGUUGCCUUGACCUCAGUGCGGAUCGCACACGCCUGGCAGUUGUGGACGAGAAAGGCACCUGCCUUGUCUACCAGCUGGACUCCAGGCAGCUGCUCUUUCAGGAACCCAAUGCCAACAGUGUGGCAUGGAACACCGAGAACGCCGAACUUCUCUGCUUCACGGGUGGUGGUGCGCUGGCGGUCAAGGCCGGAGAGUUCCCCGUGCUGAGGCAAAAACUGGAGGGCUUUGUGGUUGGCUUUGGAGGCUGCAAGCUCUUUUGCCUCCAGCACAACAGUGUCAGCACAGUGGAGGUUCCCUUGUCACCAUGCCUGUAUCAGUACAUUGAGAAAAACCGCUUCAGGGAGGCCCUCACCAUUGCCUGCUUGGGCGUGCCCGAGGAAGACUGGCGGUACCUGGCCAAGGAGGCAUUGGAGGCCCUCGACCUCGUUGUGGCCAAGAGGGCUGCCGUGCGGCUGGGGGACCCCGCCCUGCUUCGCUUGGUGCGCUCACUCCAGGACCAAGAGGCCCGUGGCGAGAAACGGGAGUCCCUGCUCGGGGACGUGAUGGCCCAGCAGGGCCGGUUUUCCGAGGCUGCCCGGCUGUACAAGAAGGCUGGCCGCAACUCCAAGGCUGUGGACAUGUACACGGAUCUGCGCAUGUUUGAAGUUGCUCAAAUCCUCUCCCGCUUGACCGCGAAUACAUCCCUGGAGCUCCGUUCGGGACGCCGCUUACACCCCCUGCGUUCGGUGAUGUCGCAAGACGAGCAGCCCAGCUCGGCAGCAACCCCAAUGCUUGCCCCUGCGGCCACCCCUUCUUGGAUGGUCACCAGCCCUCAGAAGGACCCACCGAUGUUCGCUGGGCUUCGCGGCGAGGACGUUGAAGACUGGCUGGAGGAGUAUGACCGCAUUUUUGCCAACCCAUCUGUGCGUUCAGAUAUCGCGAAGAAGAGGCUUGCUGGGCGUGUUCAACACACGGGCGAGUCCUACACAUCUUACAUCGAAGACGUGCUCGCCCUCUGCCGCCGCGUCGACACCUUCAUGGCGGAGAAUGACCGUGCAUUUGCAGCUGUCGGGCAGAAUGCCGAGCUUCGUGCCAAGAUUUGCGGUGACUAUGCAAACUGGCUCGCGGAACACGAUCGUUUUGUUGACGCCCAGAAAGCUUUCUACGAAGCUGGCCGUCAGGACGAGGCACUGAAGGUGCUGGAACGCCUCACCCAGUAUGCCGUUGAUGAGUGCAGAUUUCGCGAUGCUGGCUACUUCUACUGGCUACUCUCUAGGCAGAUCCUAGAGUGUGCGAGCAAAGAGGGUGAUGCUGCAAGUAAAGAAGCACUGAUAAGCCGCUCGACCAAGCUUCAGGAUCUGGCCGAUGUCUACUACAUUUACCACAACAUUCACCGUUAUAUUGAGGAGCCUUUCACGGCGUACCUGCCUGAAGCCCUGUUCAACAUGUCUCGCUAUCUGUUCCAUCAGCUCAUGGAUCAGUCGAUACGUGGGGUUUCACUCGUUGGCGUGCUAUACGCACUGUCGAAGCAGAGCCGUAACCUUGGUGCUCACCGACUUGCCCGACACUGCUACGAGCAGCUACAGAACCUCCACGUGCCGCUCCGGUUCAGGGACACUUUGGACCUUGCUGCACUGACAGUUAGAUCAAAGCCCUUCAGCGACGCCCAAGACCUGUUGCCUCUGUGCUACCGCUGCUCCUCGACCAAUCCACUCAUCAACCAACGUGGCCGUUGCUGUGUCAACUGCAGCCAGCCGUUCGUCCAUUCCUUCAUUGCUUUCGAGGUGCUGCCCCUGGUGGAGUUCACACUGGCCGAGGGCAUCUCGGAUUCAGAAGCCUUCGAAAUCCUUGAAGGCAAGGCGAGGGUGACGAAAGAACCAAAGAAAGACAAGCCAGGGUCUCCGAGCCGACAAAUCAUCAAUGGGUUUGAAACACUUCAAAUAAAUCAUGGUGAUGCCGCAGAUGAAGACCCUUUCGCUUUCCAGCUCUCAAACUUGGAGGAACCAGGAGAGGGGGUCGGUGGUGUAUCGGUGAUUCUGGAUCGUGAAGCACUGGCCACACUGGGACCCCGCGAUGUCGUCGUCUGCCGGCAGCCUGAACCCCUGCGCUGUCGCUUCUACCGAAAUGUUGUGCCAGACGUCGUGGUGGUGUCAUGUCCAAGUUGUGCUAAGGUUUUCACUGGCGAUGACUUCGAGAUGCACACCCUCCAAACCAAUGCCUGUCCGUUCUGCAGGACAAAGCUUGAGGAUGCUGGUGCCUAGAGUUUGGCUAGAAGGAAUACCGUUGCUGUUGGUGGUUUAGGCAAGUACCAAUAGACUCGUGGUGAUGGAGCUGUCUCUAAGGCAGUUGCUGCUGAGUGUGAGGUCGUGCGUUCAAUACCCGGUCGUGUAUUUACGUUUACCUGUUGAGCGAGAGCCAGGGCACCAGGGGAAUCCAGCAAAAGUGGCCAAUGUGGCGCCCCCAAUGGCGAAGCAGCGGUUCAUUGCUCAUCAGUGGUUGGCCUAUGUUAGUUGUGCCCAUGUAACAUUAGGUUUUGGCACUUUUGCAAA